AUGGAGGCACCGCCUCCGCCGCCACCUCACGGUGCCGGUGCGAGCGGCGGCAAGAGUGGUGGCCUGCCAGAUGGCAAAUACGAUAUCUUCGUCAUCCCUCCAACAUCGUCAGGUUCUGGCUUCCUCUAUCUUCCAUCAUUACAAACCCAGCGGAAUAGCUUCCUGGCGGGAUGUGCUUGCACAACGUUUGCAUUCGCAGUGUGGAACAUCAUGGUGCCAGCGGUCAAGAACUGGCUAUUUGACACCAUGAAUGGCGGUGGAUCAGGCGUCGUUGUGCUCAUACUGCUGGUUGGAAUAGUGGCAUGGGCAGUGGGGAAGACACAAGCCGAGUCUGAACACGACAAAGGCGGCCCAGGCUCAAGCAGUGCUGGCUCAAAACAGAACUUCAACACCAAUGGCGUACCACCACAACCCAACACAAGUCCACCUCCACCCAAGUCAUCAUGGCAGAGACCGCAGUCAACACCCAACUCAGGCCAGAAAUCGGCAUGGGAGAAGGCACGAGAGGAGACACGAAAGCGCGAAGAGGAGAAGAAGAAAGCCGAGGAAGCCAAACGGAAAGUUGAAGAACUGGAGAAACGAAGAGCAGAGCUCGAAAAGGAACGACAGAAACAGCGAGAGAAAGACCUGAAAGAACGACUCGAACGAGAGCGCAAGGAGCGAGAAGAAAAGACAAAAGCAGAGAAACCAUCGCCCACCAAGCGACAACCCACUGCCCGCACCGAAGACGAAGACGAUGCAUACUCCUUCCGACCGUACGACCGACCCAAACACAAAGCCAACUCAGGCGCUUCAGUGUACUCUGAGUCGUCAUAUGCCCCGUCGCAGUCGACCGCACGCACGACACCACCUCCUGAGUUCACAGGCCCGUACUCAACGAAGGACCCGGACAAGAUCACGAUCAAGGGCGUCUUCUCCUUCAAUAACGCUUUCAUGCGCACACCGAUAGCACAGCUCGUGUCUGGUAGGAAGCCAGUCAGCGACGGCCUGAUCCUGCGCAUGACUAGCGAGGGCCUCUUCAUCGACGACGACCGUCGAAAUGAGCCGCAGCGGGAGUGGGACGUGAAAGUGUGGACGAUGAAGCUGGUCGAGAGCUGCGAGAUCGCCGGCGUCCAGAUCGUCCGUGCCACUAUCCGUGACCAAGAAGGCAAGAAGUACGUCUUCAUCGUUCCGCACAGCGAGGGGUGGAAGGUAGCGAUCGGGCUGCAAAGGCUGAGGAGGAGCGCGCUGGUCAAGUCGUUGGGUGUCGCAGGGUUGCCGCAGAACGAGGCGAAGGCGCUGCUGGAGGGACUGGGUUUCAUAUGA
Cyphellophora attinorum is the source of this 1305-nucleotide messenger RNA. RefSeq lists its product as uncharacterized. Gene Ontology annotation, biological process: chromatin remodeling. Lineage: Eukaryota; Fungi; Ascomycota; Eurotiomycetes; Chaetothyriales; Cyphellophoraceae. Gene Ontology annotation, cellular component: Swr1 complex. Gene Ontology annotation, molecular function: ATP-dependent H2AZ histone chaperone activity. The record is from RefSeq and is a predicted model, not a curated record. The transcript has 2 exons. The coding region runs from base 1 to 1305 and encodes 434 amino acids.